AUGUCGGGAACUACUAUUGACGAUGUCGUGAAGCGACUUAGCACCGCUGAUAUAGAUACCCGACUCAAGGUGGAAGCCGCGACCACCUUGCGCGACAGCCUAGACGCUUACACCAAUGGCCCUAUCUACGAACCUUUUCUGAAACGUUUAAUGCCCAUCUUCAUAAACAUCUUGCGUGGACCAUGCAUCUUUCAAAGCAAUUCACCGGAGCAGAAACUCCGCAACUGCAUCCUCGAGGUACUACACCGACUGCCAACCAACAUGGCGCCCACCGAGCCGUUCAAGCCUUACGCCGAAGAGAUUGUCGAUCUGCUCAUGCAACUAGUCCGAACCGACAACGAAGACAACGCAUCCCUGUGUGUCAAAAUCACUUCCGACAUUAUGCGUCAUCAGCACCAGGUUUUGCAGGGCAAAGUCCAGCCAUUCCUAAACUUGAUCCAGGAGCUCUUUGAUCAGAUGGAAAAGGUUGUCAUGGAGCAGCUAGACAAUGCAUCUCUCGCCCCGAAUCCACAACCUGGUGCACCGUCAACACCAGGAAGUACGCAAGCCAACUUUCAGUCUCCUCGGCCGGGCUCUCCCGUGGCCUCGGGGAUGCAAUCUUUCAAAGUUCUUUCAGAAUGUCCAAUCAUCGUCGUGUCGAUCUUCCAAGUCUACAGGAACACAGUUGCCCAUAAUGUACCCAGAUUUGUACCCCUUAUUAAGGGCUUCUUAUCUCUUCAGGCAAGCGCCCAGAAGCAAGCGCACGACGACGCUGCUGCUAGAGGCGAUAUACACACUGGCGUGAGCUCAGGCAUUAAAAACCGGGCUGCCUUUGGCGAUUUCAUUACAGCUCAGAUCAAGACCAUGAGCUUCCUGGCCUAUCUCCUCCGCCAAUACGCUUCUCAGUUGAAAGACUUUUUACACCUACUACCCGAUAUCGUCAUUCGGUUACUCAAAGAUUGCCCCCGGGAGAAAUCUGGAACGCGAAAGGAGCUCUUGAUUGCAAUCAGACACAUUAUCAACUACAAUUUCCGAAAGAUCUUUCUUCCCAAAAUCGACGAACUCUUGGACGAGCGUACACUGACGGGAGACGGCUUAACCGUGUACGAGACGAUGAGACCCCUUGCGUAUAGUAUGCUGGCGGAUCUGAUUCACCAUGUGCGCGACUCCUUAACUCCAGAGCAGAUUCGCAAGACGGUGGAGGUAUAUACCCGAAAUCUCCAAGACAACUUUCCCGGAACUUCUUUCCAGACCAUGAGUGCGAAACUUCUUCUGAACAUGGCCGAAUGCAUUGCGAAGCUUCCCAACAAAGUAGACGCAAGACAUUACUUGAUGAUGAUUCUCAACGCAAUUGGAGACAAAUUUGCCGCCAUGAAUCGACAGUAUCCGAAUGCCGUCAAGCUCUCAAAGCUGUACCACCAGCAGGCUGAAGCUGGUGCACCUGAAUCAUAUCUUGCUGAUAAGGAGCACCCGCCGGAUUGGGAUGAAACCGACAUCUUUUCAGCAGUGCCCAUCAAAAUUUCGAAUCCCCGAGAUCGAGGAGCCGACCCUGUCGGAGAUAAUAAAUUUCUCUUCAGAAACCUUAUGAAUGGACUGAAGAACACAUUCUACCAGCUGAGAACGUGUAACACUGGCACGCCGAUUGACCCUGCUAAUGCGCCACCGCAUUGGCAAGAGGUCGCCUACGGUUUCACCGCAGAAGAGGUAAACGUGAUUAUCAAGUUGUUCCGAGAGGGCGCCUAUGUGUUCAGAUACUAUGAGAUUGAGAAGCCGGCUACUGAGAAUCAGUAUGUAUCACCGGUCGAAUACAUGGCAAAUUUCUAUAUGGUCUCCAGUAGUAAGGAAGAAAAAGACCUCUUGGAAACAUUCGCCACCGUCUUUCACUGCAUCGACCCAGCAACCUUCCAUGAAGUCUUCCAGCAGGAGAUCCCGCAUCUCUAUGACAUGAUUUUCGAGCACACAGCUCUGCUCCACAUACCUCAGUUUUUCCUUGCCAGCGAGGCAACAUCUCCUAGUUUUUGCGGCAUGCUCUUGCAGUUUCUCAUGGAAAGAAUUGACGAGGUUGGCUCUGCGGACGUUAAGAAAUCGUCCAUUUUGUUGCGGCUCUUCAAACUCGCCUUUAUGGCGGUGACUUUGUUCGCCACACAAAACGAACAAGUUCUGUUGCCUCACGUGGUCAGCAUUGUCACAAAGUCGAUAGAGCUGUCGACCAAAGCAGAGGAGCCUAUGAACUACUUCCUUCUGCUACGGUCCCUUUUUAGGAGCAUCGGUGGUGGCAAGUUUGAGCAACUCUAUAAGCAGAUAUUGCCCUUGCUGGAGAUGCUGCUGGAUGUUCUCAACAAUCUGCUCAUGGCUGCACGAAAACCGUCCGAGCGAGACCUCUACGUUGAGCUAUGCCUUACCGUCCCGGCGCGGCUCAGUCACCUGCUGCCUCAUUUGAGUUUCCUCAUGCGCCCAUUGGUAGUUGCUCUUCGGGCCGGCACGGACCUUGUUGGGCAGGGCCUCCGAACGUUGGAGCUCUGUGUCGACAAUCUGACGGCAGAUUAUCUCGAUCCCAUCAUGGCACCUGUCAUUGAUGAGCUCAUGACUGCCCUGUUUGAUCAUCUAAAACCACACCCCUACAGCCACUUUCAUGCGCAUACCACCAUGCGCAUCUUGGGAAAACUUGGAGGUAGAAAUCGUAAAUUCAUGACGGGUGCUGUUCCUCUCACAUAUACCAACUAUGCCGACGAUGCCUCAAGCUUUGAAUUGCGACUCAUCGGUUCCAAGAAGGACAGAGCCUUUCCAGCUGAUCUGGGCAUCGAUCUUGCAAUACAAAAGCUGAUGGAGGUUCCUCGGCACAAUAAGGCUAAUGCCCAGAAUCGGCAGUAUGACGAGUACUACAAGAAACAGGCCAUUCAUUUUAUCAAGACUCAGCUGAAGCUGCGUAUCGGGUUCGACCAGCUUCCCGAAGAUUUCCCUCGCAUUGUUAGACUCCAGGCACAAGAUUUCUUGAAUCGCAAGAUGGAUAUCAACUUCGCUCCAUUCGAAGUGUCGAGCCGUGAAAAAUCUAUCCCCAAGAAAGAUGAGCAAGACAAAAUCACCAAGAAACUGCUCAAGGCGGUCAUGUUUUCGCAGUCAAUACCAGAUGUUAAGCAGGAAUCCGGCGCCUUUCUACUUGACGUGUGCCGGCAUUUCGUUCUCAUUGAAGUGGGCAGAUCUUUGAUCGACCUGAAGCGAAACUAUAACCCCUUUGACCCGAAAGCCGGCGAAGGUCCGCUAACUAUUGACACCCGUGUCUUGUCGGAUGCAAUCGUCGAAUCCUUGGCAUCAGAUCACCCAGACGUCCGGGAAGCGGCGCAGCAGGCGAUCCGGGAACUUUACAAAUGCACGGCUCUCAUUCUUGGCUCCGAGAGCAAUGUCGGCCGUCUCCAUCUCUUUAACCACCUAAGCAAUACCUUUUGCCACAGUUGCUACGAGGAAGAGUGGUUCACAAAGACGGGGGGGAGCCUUGGCAUCAACUUUUUGCUCACAGAGCUUGACUUGGGCGAUGCUUGGGUGACGUCUAAGCAGACUGAAUUCAUUCGCGCUCUGAUGUACGUCAUCAAGGAUAUGCCGCUGGACCUCCCGGAAAAGACGAGAUGCCUUGCACAGACAAGUCUGGAAGUAUUGCUCAGGCGUAUCACUAAGAACAUCAAGAAGGAAGAUGCCCUGCCAAUCCAGCAGCAACCUGGUCAACCGCAGGCCAAGCAGCCCCGCCUCGCCCAAAUCUCUAAAAAUUCGCUGGAGCUUAUCGCGAAAGCUGCUGGCUGUGAGGUGUGGCAGCUCGUCGAGCCCUACAAAGAAAGAUUUCUUCAGCCUAUCUACGCUAAACCUCUUCGUGCCCUUCCCUUCCCGAUACAGAUUGGAUACAUCAAUGCCAUGACAUAUCAUAUGGGACUGAAAAAUGACUGGGUUACUUUUGACGAGAAUCUCAAUCGUCUGCUUAUGGAGUCGCUCGCAUUGGCUGACGCAAACGACGAAUCCUUGGCUAACAAACCUGCAGAGUUCAGAACGCAUGAACAUAUCGUCAAUUUGCGAGUUUCUUGUAUCAAGCUUCUCAGCACUGCGAUGACGUUUGAGGAAUUUGCCAACAACCCGACCAAGGGUAAGAUUCUUUCAGUCUUUUUCAAAUGCCUGUAUUCCGAAUCAAAGCCAACGAUCGCGGCGGCAAACGAUGCCUUGAAGUCGGUCUUGGCCGUUGACAGACGUCUGCCCAAGGACUUGCUCCAGAGCGGCCUGCGCCCUGUGCUGCAGAGUCUAUCGGACCCAAAAAGACUUAAUACACAUGGGCUGGAUAACUUGUCAAGGCUCUUGAAGCUUCUGACAAGCUACUUCAAGGUCGAGAUAGGCGCUCGCUUGCUCGAUCAGAUAGAGUCAAUUGUUGAGCCUAAUGCGUGGCAGCAAAUCUCAUUCACAUUUUUUGAGCAACAUCCUCAAAUGAAGGUCAUCACCGCUAUUCUCAACAUCUUCCAUCUUCUACCAGCUCCAGCAGAAGCGUUCAAAGACCGCUUAAUUGACUGCUUCCUCGGGCUUGAAGAGCGGCUUCGACGAACUCAUCAGAGUCCAUUCCGGUUGCCAAUGUUCCUAUACUUGAACCGGUAUCCCAAAGAAAUUUGGGCUUAUCUACUUGGUAAGCUGGAUGAUCUGAAAUAUGGCCGACUUCUAGCCCAAGUUCUCCUACACCCAGACAGCACGCCGUUGAGGGAGACUGCCGUGGAAAAUUUGGAAGGGUUGAUCGCAAAAUGCAACGAGAUUGUUGGGCAGAACAACGAAAAGAAAUACGUUGCCAUUGUCAACACGAUUCACAUUCUCCACUCAAUCGGCCAAUUCCCAGCCUCUAGUGCUUGGAUGGAUAAGAAGGAACACCUCAACUGGCUGAAAGCCAUUGGGAGAGACCUCGAAGCAAACAUUCGAGGCUAUUCGCUUCCAGCCUUUGUGCGACUGCCUGGUUAUCAAGCCGCCGAGCAACUGAUGAAUAUUCUCGUCAAGUCUCUGGAGAGAUCACCGAGAGACUUGGAUGCUCUAUUCAACUUGGUGGAGUCCGUUGCCGCCGAGGAGCUUCGUUCGACUCAGCCUUUAUUCUCCUUCAUCUACGAAAAGAUCAUCUGCAGCGACUCCAUGGAGUUUUGGAAAUCGACGUUCCUUCGCUGCCUUGAAACUUACUCAGGGAAGACUGCGUCGAAUAAAACAAAAUACUUCUUACUCCACUACAUUGUUAAUCCGAUUGUCGCCACAGAUGUCAUGCGGCAUUGGGGCCAGUCAGAACAGAAUAGGGUUCAGAGGCUGAUGGAUCGAUCGAUCAUCGAUGCCGUGAGCACUAAGAUCUGGAAAGUACACCCCGAGAUGACCCCAGAUGAUUUGGCCCAGCCAGGAAUCGACCACAUACGGUUUGAGGUGCUCCAACUGUCGGCAAUGCUUGUCAAAUAUUACCACGCAACACUCCAAGAGGCACGCAAAGACAUUAUCAAAUUUGGGUGGACAUUUAUACGCCUAGACGACAUCAUCAAUAAGCAUGCAGCGUACGUCGUGAUAGGGUAUUUCAUUGCUCACUACGAAACGCCUCCGAAGAUCGUCAGCCAGGUAUACUUGUCGCUACUCAAGACUAAUUCUAAUGAGGGCCGAGCACUGGUGACGCAGGCAUUGGAGCUCAUUGCUCCGGUUCUGCCCAAACGCUGUGGCACGGGCCCUAAUGAUAGGAGCACACCAUGGGCCGUAGCACCGCGUCGCAUCUUGGCUGACGAAGGCCAAAACAUGCAGCAGAUGACAAGCAUCUUCCAUUUCCUUGUGCGGCAUCCUGAACUUUUCUACGACGCUCGCGAUAAGUACGCCGUUCUCAUCAUCACGUCCUUGAGAAAGGUUGCUGCACCGCCAAACCCUUCUCAUGAGAGUAAAAAGCUCGCCCUGAACAUGAUGUGGCUGAUUUGGACCUGGGAACAAUGGCGGAUCGAGGGCAAAACAUCACCUCUUCUGACGACGAGAUCGCUAUCUGAGUCGCCGGUUUCGAGGAAACGAAAGCUGGACAGCGGCGAUCAACCAAUGACAUCCCCCUCGGCAACUAGGCAAACAGCGGAUCGACCAGAGUAUCAAAUCCCACCGCUUUUCCGCCUCAAGAUGGUUAAAUACUUGGUUGAGUUCAUUGCGCAGCUUAACGAAAGGUAUCAACUGCCAUCGGCUAAGCCCCGUGGAUCCCCAGCUGGUGCUCUUCCGCAGGCCGGACCCAAUAUGACGGAGCUUUGCAAGAAAGCCAUGGCGCUUCUCUACAACCUCGUACAACCCCAAUGCUGGGGAGACCUCGACCUCGACUUGUUUCCCAACGUCACUGAUGUUAUCCUUGCUCACGAUAGGACACAGGCGGCUCUUAACGCUGAUCCAACUGAUAAGGAAAAAUACGACGAAAAGUUCCUCACCAACAUCAUCAAUACGCUGCAAGUGGUCCGCAUUCUUCUGAACUUCAAGUCGGACGAGUGGAUACAAAGGAGCAUCGCUCCAAUCCAAAAGGUCUUGGAGAAAUGUCUCAAGUCGGAAAAUCCAGAAGUUCAAGAUUGUCUGCACCUCGCUGACAAGGAGUACGAUGAUGGACGAGAGCUGAAGUCCAUCGUUCGACGAAUUCUCGAUGCGGUGCCUGAAGAUACGCCUAUGGAGGACGCGGAUGCUGAGGGUGAAUCCGAGGUUCAAACAUCUGAAAUUGUUGCCUACCUCUCACAGGUAGCAACAGAGCAGAUGAACAGCAAUCUCUACGUUUCGGGUGUCAACAUCUUGUGGUCACUAGGCAAUCGCAAGCCUGCCAUCAUUGAUCAACAUAUCCCUUCGCUUAUGAAAGCUAUGCAGAGCAAGCAUGCACGAGAGCAUGUACAGCACUACAGCGCCUUGGCGAAUCAGGCAACUGGUGUCCAACGCACUCAAGAAGCCAACGGCACCACUGGGGAGCUCUCUGCGUAUGAGCUUGAGAUGCAAACUAAACUGAUGAUCAAAGAGAUCCAAGUCGUGGCAUUGAGGAUGGAAACUCUAGGCGACAAUCGACGACCUUUCCUAAGCGUUUUGGCGACUCUUGUUGAAAAAUCCAUGCACAUUGAGCUCUGCACGGAAAUUUUGGGCAUGGUAGAAGGUUGGGUUUUUAGAUCUGAAGGUACCUGGCCGACACUUAAAGAAAAAACGGCGGUUCUUCAUAAGAUGUUGUCCUUCGAGCACAGGCAAGAUCCCACAAUGCUUUCUAAGUUUCUGGAGUUGGUGAUUCGCAUCUACGAGGAUCCCAAGAUUACCCGGACGGAGUUGACAGUACGGAUGGAGCACGCUUUUCUCAUUGGCACAAGAGCUGUUGAUGCGGAAAUGCGAAAUCGUUUCAUGGCGAUUUUCGACAAGAGCUUGUCCAAGACAGCUAGCAUCCGCCUCUCAUACGUGUUGACGUCGCAAAAUUGGGAUACUCUUGCGGAUUCUUACUGGCUUGCCCAGGCCAACCACCUUUUGCUGGGAGCCGUGGAAAUGAAUACCAACAUACAGCUCCAUGCUGAUGAUUUCAAAGUCAUCGCCCCAUCUCAGCUGGCUGCAGUCUAUCCCAAAGACAAGGAUACGAGAGAGCCAACCAACAUGGUUGACGAGAAAUUCGAGACACUCAUGGCUAGCCAUCGGCGAUUCAUGGCCGAGCUGGGAGAUGUGAAGGUCCGAGAUAUUAUCGAGCCGUUGACACAACUACAGCAUAUCGACAACCCGCUGGCUCAUCAACUCUGGGUGGUCGUAUUCCCAAUGUAUUGGUCUGCCACUCUGCGAGAUGAAAGGCCAGAGCUCCAGCGCGGCAUGGUCGCGCUUCUCACAAAAGACUACCAUAGCCGUCAAAUAGAGAAGCGUCCCAAUGUUGUUCAGUCCUUGAUAGAGGGAGCCGCAAAGACUUGGCCAGAGUGUCGACUUCCUCCGCAUGUCUUGAAGUUUGAGGCGAAGACGUACGAUGCUUGGUAUACAGCCCUCGUACAGCUCGAGAAUGCAUCGAUUAAACCGGGGCCCGAUUCGGCCACUGUCCGCGAGAGCAAUCUCGAUGCACUGGUGGAUCUCUACGCAUCUCUGCAGGAAGACGAUCUUUUCUACGGGACUUGGCGUCGUCGUUCUCAGUUUGUAGAGACCAACGCUGGUCUUUCAUACGAGCAGAAUGGAAUGUGGGACAAGGCUCAGAAACUGUACGAGACAGCACAGAUCAAAGCCAGAACUGGCGUGAUCCCGUUCUCUCAAGCCGAAUACAUGAUCUGGGAGGACCACUGGGUCCUUUGUGCUCAAAAGCUGCAGCAAUGGGAGAUCCUGCAGGAUUUUGCCAAGCACGAGAAUUUCCAAGACUUACUUCUCGAAUGCGCCUGGCGCAACACGGAAAUGUGGCAGGACGAGCAGCACCGCGAGGCUCUGGACAACAUCAUCAAAGGAGUCAUGGAUGCCCCCACGCCGCGACGAGCCUUCUUCCAGGCGUUCAUGUCUCUACUCAAGUUUCACAACCAGCAAGAGGCGGCAACCGACUUUGCGCGCGUGUGCGACGAAGCUAUACAGUUGUCCAUUAGGAAAUGGCAUCAGCUUCCGGUUCGAUUGACCAACGCCCAUAUCCCUCUGCUCCAGAAUUUCCAACAGUUGGUGGAGCUGCAUGAUGCCAGUGUCAUCUGUCAGAGUUUGGCCAACACUAAUGCAUCUAACCUCGAUGUUAAAUCCGGAGAGCUCAAGCUGCUGCUCGGCGCCUGGCGUGAUCGUCUUCCCAACAUCUGGGAUGACAUCACAGCUUGGCAAGACUUGGUAACUUGGAGGCAACACAUUUUCAACCUCAUCAACCAGACAUACCUCCAGCUGCUUCCACAGCAAGGCCAGCAAAAUGCAGGAGGGGCUUCAUUCGCCUACCGUGGCUUCCACGAGACAGCUUGGAUCAUCAACCGCUUCGCUCAUGUCGCACGCAAGCACAGCCUACCGGAAGAGGCAUUCUUGAAACUUCGGGAGCAAGCCCGAUGCCAUUACGAAAACCCAGAGGAACUGAACAGCGGUUUGGAAGUCAUCAACAAUACAAACUUGAACUAUUUCAAUCCUCAGCAGAAAGCCGAGUUCUACACCUUGAAGGGCAUGUUCCUCGAGAAACUCGAGCUUAAAGAGGAGGCCGACGCAGCUUACGGUACCGCGCUCUAUUUCGACAUUGGAGCGGCCAAGGCUUGGGCAGAGUGGGGAUACUUCAACGACAGAAAGUUCAAGGAGGAUCCUUUGGAUGUAAAUGCAGCCAGACAAGCUCUGACCUCUUACCUCCAAGCCGCAAGCAGCUACAAGAGUGCCAAGUCACGAAAGCUCCUCUCUAGGAUCCUAUGGCUCCUCAGCUUGGACGAUGCUAAGGGCUCUAUUGCUGCUGGAUUCGACGACUUCAAAGGCGAGACUCCAACAUGGUACUGGAUCUCGUUCAUUCCUCAGCUAUUGACGGGCCUGGGCUACAAAGAGGCUCCACGUGUCUACCAGAUCCUUCUUGGAAUCGCAAAGUCAUAUCCCCAGGCUCUUUACUUCCAACUCAGGACAAACAGGGAAGAUAUGAUGGCUAUCAAGAAAACUCAGGAAGCGAAGGAGAAGACAAAACAAGAAGCGCCCAAGGCUGAGGGAGCAGCAUCACGCCCAGGUACCGCCAGUGGUGGCGAUGCAGCUCACAUUAAGACGGAGAAUGGCGAGGCGAAUGGUGGCACGGCAUCAGCAACGCCCGCACCGGCACCGGCAGGCCAAGAGCAAUCUCAGGCUCUCGCUCAAAGUGGUCAAGCGCAGGCCCAGCCAGCAGCUCAAAACCAGAAGAGACCGCCGUGGGAAUUGACUGAGGAAGUCAUGUCAGUGCUCAAGACGGCUUUCCCACUGCUGGCGCUGUCCAUGGAGACUAUGGUUGAUCAGAUUCAAAAGCACUUUAAAUGUCCUCCAGACGAAGAUGCAUACCGCCUCAUUGUCGCACUGCUUAACGAUGCCUUGACGUACGUGAGCAGAACCCCUGCGUCUUUUGCCAAGAGCGUCAAGCUUCCCUCUGCCACGGAGACGAACAUUACGCGGUUUGCCGAGACGAUCUUGCCCAACCAUAUAAAGAAGUCGUUUGAGGCCGAUUUUGUCGAGGUGAAGCCGACCAUGUAUGAGUACAUCCACAAGCUGAGGCGCUGGAGGACCAAAUUUGAAGAGAAGCUGGAUCGUCGGAUCGUGCACACGCCUCUCGAAGCCUUUUCACCCCACCUCAGCGAGUUCCGAUACCAAAAGUUUGAUGAGGUGGAGAUUCCUGGACAAUAUCUUCAGCACAAGGACAAGAACCAGGACUUUAUUCGGAUAGAACGAUUCCUGCCCAAUGUCGAUUUAAUACGCUCAGUUAAUGCCUCGUAUCGCAGACUCAAGAUGCGUGGUCACGAUGGUAGCAUUCACUCAUGGGCUGUGCAGCAUCCGGCCGCUAGACACUGUCGCCGAGAGGAAAAGAUUCUACAGCUCUUUAGGCAUCUCAACCAGACUCUGAGUCGCAAGAAGGAGAGCCGGCGACGAGACUUGCAGUUCACCCUACCGCUGAUGGUUCCCUUGGCACCACACAUAAGAAUCGUGCAAGAAGAUACCUCAUACAUUACGCUGCAUGGAGUCUACGAAGACCACUGUAGGCGUAUGGGUAUGUCGAAGGAUGAGCCGGUUUUGUUUACGCUGGAGAAACUUCGAGGCGUGCUCGAGUCCAAGGGAGGACAGACCAAGCCCGAAUUAACGCCCACGGCGCGACUGGAGGUGUUCAAUGCCAUCCAGGAGAAGUGGGUGCCGCCGACGGUGGCACUAGAGUAUUUCCAACAGGCCUUCCCACAAUUUGCCGAGUUCUGGCUGUUCCGAAGACAAUUCUCAUACCAGCUGUCGGCGUUGACGUUUAUGACUUACAUCUUGUACAUGCAUAACCGAUACCCGGCCAAGAUGAACAUUGCUCGUGGGUCGGGCAACAUCUGGGGCUCUGAGCUCAUGUCGUUUAUGAGCGCUUCCAAGCCGUUCUUCCACAACCCAGAGCCAGUACCCUUCCGGUUGACGCCAAACCUGCAGACUCUCAUGGGCCCUCUGGCCAUGGAGGGAAUAUUCGCUUGCUCAGUUAUGGCCAUUGCACGGUGCUUGACGGAGCCGGAGCAUGAGCUUGAGCAUGCGCUGACCUUGUUUGUGAGGGACGAGAUGAUGUUCUGGCUGAUGAAUAGCCACCGCAGCGGAAUCAGCGAAAACCAGCUACGCGACUCAGUGCAGCUCAACAGCGACUCGAUAGUGAAGCGUGCCAUCAGCCUCGCCCACAACCCGUCGGGCAAUUUGCCUGCAAACCAAACAGUCAUUGACGCUAUCGCCAAGGCUGUAAACCCCAUGAAUUUGGCGCAGUGCGAUGCAUUGUGGAUGCCAUAUCUUUAA
Molecule: messenger RNA, 11373 nt
Organism: Trichoderma breve
Lineage: Eukaryota; Fungi; Ascomycota; Sordariomycetes; Hypocreales; Hypocreaceae
Product: FAT domain-containing protein
Exons: 8
Coding region: 1-11373 (3790 amino acids)
Biological process (GO): DNA repair; regulation of DNA-templated transcription
Cellular component (GO): nucleus; SAGA complex; NuA4 histone acetyltransferase complex
Molecular function (GO): transcription coregulator activity; protein binding
Source: RefSeq, a predicted model, not a curated record